Diabrotica balteata is the source of this 2963-nucleotide messenger RNA. The record is from the annotation of a GenBank genome assembly. Lineage: Eukaryota; Metazoa; Arthropoda; Insecta; Coleoptera; Chrysomelidae.
CAACAAUCUGCAACAAAGUGAAUAGGGUUAUGAACACAUUUUAUAGUAUAUGGAACGGUGUGUUUUAUAAAACGUGCAUAAUUUCUGUGAUAAGUAUUAGUACGAAAAUAAUCUAACAGCUAAAAAAGUGUAAACAUUCAUAAUUUUAUUUAGGCGGCGCGGCGAUCAAAUUAAAAUAUUCCAGAAAUUUCUGGAUGUUAUGAGUCGCCGAGACUUUCACUUUCAGAUUCGUAGCAAAAACCUCUAUCAAAAUUCAAAAUUGACUGUUCCGUGGCUUUAUAAAAAUCAAAGUGAUGGAUCCGAAAAAAGCUCGAAGACCAGAAGAAGGCAUAGCUUAUCAAAUGCUUUUACAGGCACUAUUUGCUUUAUCUGGAAUCAAAAACUUCACAAAUUGGACGAUAUCAAACGAAGUUACAUCCGCGGGAAAAUUCGAUGAUCUCGUAUUUGAAUCAGAUGAAAAGUGUAUGUUGUUACAAGCAAAAGUUAAAAGUGGUAUGAGGUAUACUAAAGAUUUUAUGACUGUAAGUCCAAUUAAGAAAAUAUGUGAAUUCAGUAUAGCAAUGUAUUUAUUAUCGUAUAUAACUUUCAAGAAAUCCUUUAAAAUAACACGUAAUUCCUUAAUAUUAUGUACUGCUGCCACGCUGAAAGUUGCUGAUAUUAUGGAUGAAUUACCUGCUAACGAAUAUUUGCAGCAAAUAUUUGGCAACAAGAUAUUGACGUAUAAAAUUAAAAAUGAAGAAGAAAUGGUUGAGAAGCUUUUAGACACAGUAGACCAGUUUAAAAAUAACAUCGAUGAUAAAGAUAGUAACGAAGAAAAGAAACAAUGGAAACGUUUGGUUAUCGACAGGGAAGACAUUAAAUCAUUUAUGUCUUCUUUUGUUGUUGUUAACAUUAAACUCAAGAAAAUCAAAUCGUUAAUUAAAAGCAAAUUAAGUGAACUUAAGUAUGAGUUUCCAGUAUCAUCAUACGAAUAUGUAAAAGAUCAUGUAGAAGAGUGGUCUAAUUUAUCACUUAACAACUUUGUGCCUAUGACAAAAGACUACUUGAUCUUUAUUUUGUGUGGGGAACACAACCGAAAUUUUCUUCAGAAGUUAGUCAAUACUAAAAUUUAUUUCAAAGAAAGUUAUCAGUUUAAUUCAGACAAUAUUAUAUGUGUUCAAGUAAACGAUAAUAUUGCUAUGCAUCUAAUUAAAAUUUUAAGAAGCAUUCAAAAAUCAGAAACGUCUUCCUUACCUCUAGAAGAAAACACAUUAUGUUUGAUGCAAAAAAUGGAAAAUACAUUUUAUGAAAUAAAAUAUACAAUGGAAUAUAAUGUUAUAUGUGAUAUGAUAAACACAUUUAGAUGCGACAAAAUUAAAUACUUAGUCGUUUCGUUUUUAUCACUUAACGAAGAUCAAACGUUAGAAUUGUAUAAUAAGCUAGAUUUGAUUACUAAGGAAGAUCCAAAUAAAAAAGUAUUUAUAAUCACUAAAGAACAAUAUUUGCAAAACAGUGAAAUACUAGUCAAAACAAUUAAUGAUAAAAUAUACUUUAAUUCGCUAGAAACUGAUACACAACAAUACAUUUUAGGCAAAAAAAUUUCGUUUCAAGGAGAAUUGGUAACACUAAUGGAUUUAAUUAAUAACACCAAAAAUAUUAACUCUGGACUUAAUGAAAUUAAGAUUGAUGAAUGUCUUAAAAAGAUAAUAUUUAACGAAGAAAAUUACUCGAUAGGUUCUAAUUUACAAAUCUCAUCAAAACCUGAGGAAUUCUAUGUUGAAAGAAGCCUAAUAUCUAACUCGGAAAUAUUUCCGGAGACAAAGUUUUUCGAAAAAAUAGACAAAAAUAUAGUUGUUGUUACAGGUCCACCUGGUGCAGGCAAAACAACUUUAUUGAAACAAAUUGUAUCACUCAAAAAACUUAAAGACAAAACAGAUUCCAAAUUGACGUGGAUAAUUAAUAUUGACUUAAAAAAGUCUAAAAAGUUUUUCCGAAAUGCUAUUGGAGAAACCUUGAGUGAUCUAUUGUGUUAUAAUGAAAAUAUAACUCCUAAUAGCUCCCAUUUAGCUCAUUUUGAAAGAAAACUAAUCGAGUCUAUGAAUAAAGUUUUGAUUAUAGAUGGUCUUGACGAGAACUGCCCCGAAGAUAUCGAAAAAAUACGAAACUUAUUAGCAGAUCAUAAUUCCCUUCAGGAUUUGAAUAUUUCUUUGGUUCUAAUGGGUGCCAGAGAUUACGAUUGUAUCUUGAAAAAAUUAAGGAGUCUAAAUGGUUGUGAGUUAGUUAGACUAUGUACAUUUUCACCUAGAGAUCAGUCUUCUUUUCUUAAAGGAUACCUUAACAAACUAAUACCUGCAAAUAGUGAACAUGAUAUAUUUGAGAAGUUAACACAUUUUGCUCCUGCUUUUAAACAUAUUUGUUCAACGCCACUAUCGUUAAAAAUGGUUUCUAAAAUAAUAAAAAAUAAAUUAUCCAACGGUGGUUCUAUCGGAUUCUUAUCAAAGGUUCUUUGUAAUAUUUCAAACGUAUAUGAUUUCUAUAAUUGUUAUUUAGAGGUAAGGAAAGACGAAUUUGCACAAGAUGACGAUAUAUACCGUCAGGCAUUUGACAGGUAUAUAUACUCGCUAAGAAAGUUAGCUGCUAACAAUUUGUUUUCCGAUAAUCUUUUAAGUUUGCUUAAUGUUGAUGCUAGUUUUGAAAUUGGUAAAGAUGCUUUAAACGUUGGAGUAUUAAGGGAAUCGCAUGAAGGGUAUGAAUUUGUUCAUAAAACUUUUGAGGAAUAUUUUGCAGCGGAAUUGCUAUGGGAUUGCCUUUAUAAGAAGAAACUUAGUUCUGAUGCAUUGCUCGAAAUUCUGAAUACAGUAUUUUUAAACAAUCAGUAUGUAGGGGUUUCGGAUUUUUUUGAAAAAAUUUUGGAAAUUAAUCAGAAUAAAGAUAUUAUAUCUCGAUUAUCUAUGGAAUACAAUUUAGCACUUACUAAGGUGUAA